Messenger RNA from Dermacentor silvarum, 1220 nucleotides. RefSeq lists its product as uncharacterized. Gene Ontology annotation, molecular function: protein binding. The record is from RefSeq and is a predicted model, not a curated record. The transcript has 6 exons. NCBI's taxonomy places the organism in Eukaryota, Metazoa, Arthropoda, Arachnida, Ixodida, Ixodidae. The coding region runs from base 106 to 1092 and encodes 328 amino acids.
AAAGAAGACUUUAUAUACUACUCUUCGUGGGAAUUUGAAGGCACCGACACGACGUCUUCGAGGCCGACUGUUCUUGUUACCGAUCUGAAGCCUUGGGCGUACUAUAUGGCAAGCCUCGAGGGUUGCCUUGGAGAAAACUGUAGCGCUGCAGUGAACACGACAUUCAGAACACCACCAGAAUACUUACCAGAGCCCACUGUCAUCAGAGUCGUAUCUACAAGUAACAGCUCGUUCGAACUCCUCUGGUGGUUCCCGACACGUGAUAUACGCCUCUACGACGGCUUCCGUGUGCGCUACUGUCCGACGAGCGCUGCCUCCUGUGUCCAGAUUUACACCAAGAAAGAAGAACUGACUGUGCGCGGGCUCGAUUCUGGCAUGACCUACAACAUUGACGUGCGCGCACAGUUCAUAAGUACGGACGGACGACUGCUGUUCGGGCGGGCUGCAUCGGCGUCGGUGACCACGUGGAAAGAGCUCCCCGACCUAAAUGUCACCUAUGAGGCAAGAAUUCAAGACGACGUUGGAACCUAUUUGCUAGGCUGGGAGUGCGCCAACAGCAACGUCGACUACUUCGAGUACAGAACAGCGGAAGAAGUACCCUGGACCCGAUGCACUCAUUCGGCUGACUGCGAUGUCACGGUUAAUAACGGACGGACCACCGCGUUCUCAAGCGGAUAUCUACGGCUGACCCACCAAGUAACGGACCCCGGCUUCGUUGUCUUGGUUCGCGGCUGUAAUGACCAUGGAUGCGGACAGGAACGCUCUCUGUGGGUGAACACGCGCCUUCCAGGUCCACCUCCACUCAGUGGCGUCACUAUCACCCGAAGACAACAUGAUGCAAUACUACAAUGGGAGGUGCCGUAUUCAACUGAAUUCAACGGCGUCGAAGUUACCUGGGACUGUAAUGACUACACGAGCACCGUCCAUUUCGCCACAAGAAACCAAAAUUACUGGCAGCGUCGUGAUUCUGGGGACGCAUUUCUACAAGGUAUUCCUGACAAUGGAGAAUAUUGCAGGACAUCUGUUUCAACGUACGAAGACCGAGAUGGAGAAACCUAUUACGGUCCAAUGAUGCGAGCCACUCUUCAGUAGCGUAGCGAUUGCGAAGCCAGAGCUGUGGUACACUUCCGCUCUGGGCUUGCGGGUACCUUCAUCUCUGCCGCCACCAAUGGAACUAAAUAUGACACAUUCAAUCUACAUGAUGUAAACAAGAGGAGAUU